AUGCCCAUGCACAAAUUUAGCAUAUUAUUUUGGAUAUUUUUUAUUUAUUCAUUAAAAAUAAUUUCAGUAGUUCCACAAAAAUAUAAAAUGUAUGAAAUUGAUUUGCGAAGUAGUUCUCCGGUA
Molecule: messenger RNA, 123 nt
Organism: Vairimorpha ceranae
Lineage: Eukaryota; Fungi; Microsporidia; Nosematidae
Exons: 1
Source: RefSeq, a predicted model, not a curated record